AGCUUUCCGACACUGACGCUCCAACAACGUGGGGCCGGCUGGGCUGGCGGGCCUCGGAACGGGAUCGCGAAAUGGUACCCAGGAAGGACAAGCUCCAACGUAGAAAAUGGGGCUCAGUCGCGGUGUGACCCGAAUGAUCGACGCAAAGUUUCCAGCCUCCUCUUCGCCUUUCUUCCUUGUGGGGGCUGCCAGCUUCAGAGCAAAGCGCUGCACCAACAAAAGCACAUCUCAGUGCGUGCUGAUGCCAGGCACCUAACUCGCUGUUGCUCUUCUCGUCGCUCGAGGAGGAAGGAGCACGCACGCACGCACGGCGAUGGAUGCGCUGCGGCCCUAGGCGCAGCCAUUUGCGCUUGCAACGUGAUGCCAGGCCAACUGAUCGUCCACAAUUGUGGGAUGGCAAGGAACGAGCACUCGCGUGGCUCAGCUCCAGGAUAGUCGCACUCGGGCUGCUCGACUUGCUUGCUUGCUUGCUACUGAUCGAGGAAGAUGGCAUGGACGUGGAAGAAACGGUACUCGGAUAGAAAUGGAGACGCGGUGAUCAGCAGCACCUCGCACCUCCCACCGAGUCCAAAUAAUGGUGAUCAUGCGAGGAUCUCCGAGGCAUGGACGCAAGCACCAUCGGAGUUGGCUCUCAAGGUGAAGGAGGCCGAAGUGAAGCAGCAUGCUAAAGUCGCCGAAGAAGCUGUCGCAGGAUGGGAGAAGGCGGAGGCCGAGACGGAGUCCAUGAGAAGGCAGCUGGAGCUCGUCCAGAAAGAAAAAGCCGCACAGCAGGAGCGUCUCUCGCACUUAGAUGCAGCGCUCAAGGACUGCACGCGCCAAGUGCGACUUGUCAGAGAAGAUCAAGAGCAAAAACGACAAGAGCUGCUGCACAAGAAAAACAAGGAGGUGGACAAAAUCCGAGCCGAGUAUGAGGCCAAGUUGGCAGACGUUGGGCGACAGCUGCUAGAGGCGGGGGCAGAGAACAAGGUGAUGGCGAUGACGCUCCAGGAGCAUGCUAGAACAAUCGGGGAGGUGACAGAUGCCAAGUCCCGAGCCGAGGCGGAGAUCAAACUGCUGCAGCACCGCAUGGAGUCGGUUGAGAAGGAGAAGGGAGCGCUCAAGUACGAGGUGCAUGUCCUCAACAAGCAGAUACAGAUACGAAACGAGGAGCGAGACUACAGCAAGCGAGACAUCGAAGCUCUCAACAGGCAGCACGCGGAGGACACAAAGGUGAUGAACAAACUGGAGGCCGAGUGCCAGAAGUUGCGGAUUCUGGUCAGGAGGAAGCUCCCUGGUCCCAAUGCUCUAGCGCAGAUGAAGAUGGAGGUGGAGAGCCUAGACGGGGGUGGCGAAAGCAAGAGAAGGGGUACUAGGAGCUCCACAGAAACUAAGCUGCAUCAGAAUGGUAGCCGGGAGAUCGAGCUGCUUCUUGAGAGGUUGCUGUCCAUGGAGGAGGAGACGAAGAUGCUCAAGGAGGCACUGGCUCAGCGGAAUGGCGAGCUUCACUCCUCUCGGCUUAUAUGCGCCAAGACGGCAACCAAACUGUCAGCCAUGGAAGCGUACUUCGACAGCGUUUCACGAACGCAUGGACUGUCCAAGCCGAAAGUCAAUGGCAUCGACGCGGACUGCUCGCCUAGUGUGGUAACGGUCUCGGAGAACGGCACUGCGGACGAUGAAGUUAGUCGUGCGGAUGCUUGGGCUUCUGCACUGAUUGCGGAAUUGUCACAGUUCAGGAAGGACAAACCAUCACCAAACAGCAUGACGAGCGAAGCCAUCAGCUCUCCAUCAACCUUUGGCGGCAUCAUGGAUGACUUCACGGACAUGGAGAAACUGGCAUCCGAGUUAACGAGCGAGAAAGCUUCUCUUGCCAUCGGGGAUGAUGAAGUAACAAUCAGGGAAGUCCCCGCGGCAAGGAAGCUGGAACAGGAUUUCGAGAAGGCAGAAGGAGCGCUCAAGCCACAGGUUAUUCAAGACGGUGGAGUGACGGAGCUCCAACUCUCGAUAAGCAAGGUGGUGGAAUCUCUUGCGGGGUCCCUCGGUCUUCUAUCGCCUGGGGAUAAUGCGGAAAUGAUCAUAGAUGGUGGACUGGAAGCCAGGCUCCAGAAAAUGAGUCCACAGCCGAGUGUGGAACCGGCACCAUCGUUGCAAGAGUUUGUCAGCGAGCUCCUUGGAGCGUUGGAGAUUAUAUCGUCCGCAGUUAGCAGCAAGAAGCACAGGUCCAGUGCGGUUGAAGUCCUCGACUGCGAGACCCAGACGUGCAAUGGCGAUGACAAGCUGGAGCUUGAACUGGUCCGCAUUGAGAAGAAUGCUCUCGAGAGCCACAUGAAGUCCGAGCUUAGUCGCCUGACAGCUAUGGAAGGCGAGGUGCUCCAGCUGAGAAGCGACAAGGUCCAGCUGCAGCAGGGCCUAGAUGCGGGGAAUCAAGAGCUUGAAGCAUCCAAAGCUCAGCUCCAGGAGGCACAGCAUCUCAUUCAGGAGCUACAAACAAAGCUCUCUCUUUCAGUACCGGACGGGACCAAGGAGGAGGCCAUGGUUGUCACUGAAGUGGAAUCUCAGGUUCGAUCCAGCGGUUCAUUAAUGCAAGAUGCGGUGUCACGGCUAGAGAAGGAGCUCGAAGAAGAAUACAAGCACCAUGAAGAAGACAAAGCAAGGAGUUGCAGGAAAGAGCAGCAGGAGAGUGCGGUGCAAGCGGAGGAAGCCGAGGACGACAGGCGGACACGAAAGGGGGAAGAGAUCGCCGAGGCCGAAGCGAAGCUAGCCGAGUGCCAGAAAACCAUCCUCGCUCUUGGCAAGCAACUCAAAGUCCUGUCGUCGUCACCCCGCCGGGAGGCGAACACGAACACGAGCACGAACGCUGACUCCAUAGUUGGGUCGUCGAGGGCCAACUCGAUGCUCUCAGUCUUGCGAAACUUCUCGGAGAGCGACCCCGAGGAGGAAAUGGUCUCUCGCGACGUGACCAUUGCAACACCAGUGAACGAGUCCUACAUUCCGACGCUACGCCAGGAUCAUGACGAGGAACAGGACGCUGGCUUCCCACCUUCGAGCCCGCUGAUGAUGCAGCGAGGGGGUGCCGGCUCGAGCUCCCCGGCCACGAAAGCCAGACGAUCGAGCUUCUCGCGGUUUUUCAGAGCCAAGAACAGUGCGUGACUUGGAGUGGAGUGGAGUGGAGUGGAGUGGAUGGACGAAGAACAGAAACAAAGUUGGCCGGGGCAGUCUAGAACGGGGUGUACAGUGUGGAUGGCGAUGGAGUUUUGGAGAUUUUUGGCAUGGCUUGGCUUGCACUGCUCGUCCAGGUAGCAAGCAACGAGAAAAAAGCGAAUCAUCAAGCGCACUCUCGCUGGCGGGGGGGUGAGAGGAGCAACUUUGCUUGAGCUUUGGGACAAGUGAAGCUUACUACUUCUUCGCUCCUUGCUCUUUGUUAUACGCAACUCACUCUUUUCUC
Messenger RNA from Selaginella moellendorffii, 3421 nucleotides. Its product is annotated as filament-like plant protein 4. The record is from RefSeq and is a predicted model, not a curated record. The transcript is spliced from 8 exons. NCBI's taxonomy places the organism in Eukaryota, Viridiplantae, Streptophyta, Lycopodiopsida, Selaginellales, Selaginellaceae. Bases 487 to 3126 code for a protein of 879 amino acids.